GCUGCGGCAAACAGAGGCUAAAUAAGAUCAAUUUGCCGACUUCUCUUCAAAAUCAGAAGUAGAUCAAUUUGCCGACUGCAUAAGCAGCGUUACAAAGUACGCUUCUAAGAGAUUCGCAUGACACACAACAGCUUGGGUUGCAGAAAACGCUGUUGCUGAUGCUUCUCGUGCUGACCAGGAAGAGAUAGAGACGAGAAGAAAUCCGGUGAUGCACCCUUCCGUUGACCACUGCUACCUCCAUCAAACCGCCGGAUUCGUCUUUCCAGUUUCACAUCGCAAAUAUGCAGCAAAAGGAUGGCACCAUAAAUUACAUGUUAAGGGAUCUCUGAAAUUAAAUAAAAUUGAUUUUAAUCAUACUGGAGAAGCUAAAACUGGGAGUCAUCGAGAUGCAAGGAGGUGUGAAUGCUUUGAUCUUUAUGAAGACCUUAUUCCCUACAGAGUUGCCUGGUCUUGGCAAAAGUCACUACUUAGAAAGAGACAGACUUUGGUAGAGAGGGGUGAAGACCACUCCGAUACAUUGAUCAUUCUUCAACACCAACCUGUUUAUACAUUAGGUACUAGGAGCUCGGAAAAAUUUGUGAAAUUUGAUAUUACUAGUCCACCUUAUGAUCUUUAUCAGACCGAACGUGGUGGGGAGGUUACAUAUCACGGCCCUGGACAGCUUGUUAUGUAUCCCAUUGUUAAUUUGCGUUGCCACAAAAUGGAUAUCCACUGGUACCUCCGGUCCCUCGAAGAAGUGGUCAUCCGUACUCUCUUCACAACAUUUUCGGUGAAGGCAUCUAGGAUUGAGGGCCUCACAGGUGUCUGGGUUGGGAAUAAAAAACUAGCUGCCAUUGGUAUUCGGGUUUCACGGUGGAUAACAUAUCAUGGGUUGGCACUUAAUGUGUCCACAGAUCUGGCUCCCUUUCAACAUAUCAUCCCAUGUGGCAUUCAUGACCGUGAAGUUGGUACUCUGUCUGACCUUCUGUGGGGGUCAGUCAAAGAACCAGCAGCUGAAAACAGCUUACUUAUGGAUGCUGUUCAUGACUCCUUGCUCAGAGAGUUCUCUGAGGUUUUCCAGCUCUCUAUUGAGCACAAAACAAUGGCGGAUUUAAACUUGUUAGAAUAAAAGAUGUCUGCUAUCUUUCCCUGGUCCAAUUUAGUUUUUGGGUUUCGAGAUCAUAUAUUGUGGCACUGAGGAUAGCUAUGCAUUCUUUGUGCAACAAAUUUUGGUAUACAAUAUGCUGAUCCCAUAUUAUGAACAACAGUUCUAGUUUCAUUGCUAUUUAGCAGGUUUUAUUCGUGACUUCUUGCUCAGAGAGUUCUCCGAAGUUUUCUGACUCUAUUUUUGGCACAAAACAGAUGCUUUUUAGAAUAAAAGAAAAUGUCAAAGUCUUCUUUGCUGCUAUUUAAAUUGUAUUUUAAGAUCAUUCAUUUUGUAGUAUUGAAAACAGCUAUGUAUAAUGUUUCUGGAAAAAAUUUUAUGUAUCCAACCAUUUCAUUGUUAUGUAGCAGCUGUGGAAGCAUUGCAAGGACUUAUUUUUAAGAAAACUGUUGAAUGCGAUAUUUGCUGAGUUACAUGAUAUGGA
This is a messenger RNA of Phalaenopsis equestris, 1568 nucleotides long. RefSeq names its product plastidial lipoyltransferase 2-like. The transcript has 6 exons. Gene Ontology annotation, biological process: protein lipoylation. Bases 209 to 1108 code for a protein of 299 amino acids. Gene Ontology annotation, cellular component: mitochondrion. Gene Ontology annotation, molecular function: lipoyl(octanoyl) transferase activity. The record is from RefSeq and is a predicted model, not a curated record. NCBI's taxonomy places the organism in Eukaryota, Viridiplantae, Streptophyta, Magnoliopsida, Asparagales, Orchidaceae.